Molecule: messenger RNA, 858 nt
Organism: Cucurbitaria berberidis CBS 394.84
Lineage: Eukaryota; Fungi; Ascomycota; Dothideomycetes; Pleosporales; Cucurbitariaceae
Exons: 5
Coding region: 1-858 (285 amino acids)
Source: RefSeq, a predicted model, not a curated record
AUGGGGGUACAAAAGGGCGGUGAGAGUCCGGCAAGUGCAGUUCUCCCAGUGCAUACCACGCGCAAGGUGGAUUUAAUAUGCGUAGAUUGCCGAGGCGUCGUUGCUCGAUUCCACGACGACAACUGCUUUCUGGGCAAUGUCGAGGCCGUCUUCGAUAGGGAGAUAAGAAGGCUACUCCAGGCGCGGAACAUUUCUGACUCGCUGCACAAUCUACAGCAGACUAAGGGUGACGCGAUGAAGCGGGUGACUGAGUCUCCCAUGUUGAGUGGUGGAGUGAGGGUAAAUGGACCCUAUGCGAGGUCGAUGCUGGGGUGGCGCUCCGAGAAUAGGCCGGAGAAGAGCAUGAACAGCGGGUUCAGAGAGGGAAAGAGCCAGGGCUGCAGCGGAUCCUCAUUCGGCUAUGGCGUUACCAUUUCCGCCAUACUAGUGCGCCCCGCAGGCCCAACUCGGCAGGCACGCGCUGUGACUCGCCCGCCCCUGAAAAACGCGGCAGGAGCACUUGUCAUGCACCCCUCAAGACUGGAAUGGCGUCAAAGAGAAAAAGAUGAAAGGAGGGCGAUCAAAGAGCGUCUAUCCCGUCCGUUCCUCAGCUCGCUCGAACCUCCAACGGGCUGUAAACGCCGUGUAGCAGCCAGUCAGGUCCUACAUGUGCCCUCUUCGUUGCACUGCAGCCAGCCACACGCUGCACCACCACGACUUGUCGACAUGGCGCAUCCCCAGGGGCCAAGGCGUUUUCGCAACCCACACGGCCUGCCCAGCGCAGACUUGUCAGGGUCGAGUGCAUUGUUACCCACACGGACUCUAGAUUCAUGGUUCCCCUGUAAUCAUUCCCUCGCCGUCCUCGGUUGUUCUAGCUGA